Messenger RNA from Penicillium longicatenatum, 1677 nucleotides. RefSeq names its product Zn(II)2Cys6 transcription factor. Gene Ontology annotation, biological process: regulation of DNA-templated transcription. The transcript is spliced from 5 exons. The record is from RefSeq and is a predicted model, not a curated record. Gene Ontology annotation, molecular function: zinc ion binding; transcription cis-regulatory region binding; DNA-binding transcription factor activity, RNA polymerase II-specific. Lineage: Eukaryota; Fungi; Ascomycota; Eurotiomycetes; Eurotiales; Aspergillaceae. Bases 1 to 1677 code for a protein of 558 amino acids. Gene Ontology annotation, cellular component: nucleus.
AUGCCGCCAGAUCGGGGCAGAGCCUCACGAGCGUGCGUUUCGUGCAGAAAGCAGAAAACCCGAUGCUAUGAGCCCAGUGUCCUAGGCAAAGCAUGUUUGCGAUGCGAAAGACUUCGUCAAAAAUGCUCCCUAACAGAAGCUUCAGGGCGACUUGACGAUGAAAAUUUAGCCAAUCCUCAUUCAAACACAGAUGCGCGCUUGGAACGCGUGGAGAGAACACUGGCAGCUCUUCUCGAUCGCCUUGGAGAAGGCCCGGCAGGCUCCGAUGAUCAUCAGUCCAGCAAGGGAAGCGUACUGACGACCCCGGAAGCUGGGGAAGCUCCGUACAAGGAGACGGAAUCUUCCGCCGCCCCGAUCAUGGUAAUCCGAGACCUGGCUACGGAUACAGGUAUCAAGUCUGCACCCGACACAAGGCCUCUCGAGACAGUCUUAGAUGACAUUAUUUCGCCCGAUCUGGCUUUGACUCUCAUCACAAUAUUUGUCGAGUAUUAUGGUCGAUGGAUUCUCUAUGACCCGGAAGGCGACCCCGCUGCUCUCCUACCCCGCGUGAAGAGAUCGCCCUUACUUUUCUGUGCGUGUUGCUUAAUCGCUGUGCGGCAUAGCUCCGAACAACUAGCUGCAAGUCUGGCUCCUAAACUUUAUGAUUACGCUCGGUCCUCUGUUUCGAGCAGCCUUUUGAUCGCCCCACAGUCUAUUGAGUUCUUCCAGGCAACCCUUAUUCUUUGCAUGUGGUCUACAACUGUGGGCCAGGUGCCCUUAAGCAUUGAUAGCUGGCUUCUAAGUGGGUUUGCCCUGCAGCACAGUCAAUCCAGCCCCCUAUUUGCAGCGGUGACAUCUCAGUCCCAGCCACCAACCAGGAUGGAUGAAAAGACCCUUGAUCGAUGUUGCCUGUGGAACCAUCUUUGUCUAGCACACUUGCACUAUUGUGUUGGCACAAGCCGCAAAUCUAUGCUACAGGCUUGGCAGAUUGAGCGUUGUCGGGCUAUUAUUGACUCCGAUCAUGCAACUAAUUUUGAAAUCCGGAUGGUUGCCGAGAUACACCUCUACUGGACUGUCUAUGGACACUUGAUUGAAGAAUCGGUAGAUUUGCUCAAGUCAGUCGCGGAUCUACAGGCGUGGAGGAGACGAUGGGAAUUUGUGAUUGAGCAGCCAAGAUCUCAGUUUCUGCUGAUGGGUUUCCAUUUUUCCAAUCUUCUCUUAUACGAACAUGCACUGAAAUCAAAGACUGCUCGUGCUCAAGAGUCAGUCGUCUCAGAAAUGGUCCGCCAUUCAACAGCUAUCGUGCACCUAGCCAUGAAUACAGUAGAUGAGCGUACUCGCCACUUGACCGAUCAUAUUUAUCACAUGAUUACAUUCGCAGCGAUUGUAAGUAGGGCAUGUGACACCAGAGACUUAGAUGCUCUCAUCCAAAAUCUGGUUGACUGGCUUCAUUGCAUUGGCCUUCCCUGUCAUGCUGCACAUACCCUGGGAAAUAUCAUCUCCAAAGUACAUCAGAAACUACGCCCCCGCGUUGAAGUCUUGCCAGACCCAAUACAGGAUUUCCCCGAAGAGAGCUUCACCAACUACUAUUUUCCGGAGUUCUUGGGGCUAGGGCCGUCCGCCGAUGGAAAUUGGGAUCUAUUGUCAGACUUGGGCUUCUUCCAUCAGAGCCCCUCGGAUAAUUCACUGCAAAGAUGA